This is a messenger RNA of Pyrenophora tritici-repentis Pt-1C-BFP, 611 nucleotides long. RefSeq lists its product as uncharacterized. NCBI's taxonomy places the organism in Eukaryota, Fungi, Ascomycota, Dothideomycetes, Pleosporales, Pleosporaceae. The record is from RefSeq and is a predicted model, not a curated record.
AAAAUGGACAAUGAACAGGCGACUUUUUGGCUCGAUCAGUUCAUCGGAAAGAACCUGCGUAUACAUGCAUCCGACGGUCGCGUCUUUGGCGGCCAGAUGAAGUGCACGGAUAAGGACCGUAACAUCAUUCUUGCUCUUGCACACGAGUAUCGUGCACCGUCAGCUGAGACGAUUCGCAAGGCAGUGGAAGAGUCUGGGAAUCCGUCUGCGCCGGUAGCGUGGAAUAGUCGCUAUGUUGGAUUGAUUGUUGUACCGGGGCAACACAUUACUAAAAUCGAGUACGAAGAGAGUACCUUUCCGGGACAAAAGAGUACUGUUACCCUAUGAGCUGGACUACAGUCCCUGAAGUUCAACUGCGUGUGCGAGACACAUUCCGAAAUGCCGGCGGAACGCAUGUUCGAUGUGCGCUGUGCUCGUAACGCUGAUUGGCGUCGAGAGCACGUUUGGCAUGUGAAUGUGAAGCAAGCAUAGGUUGGCCGCAAUAGCAAAGGUGAACGCGACCCUGUCUGCACCAGCUGGUAGCGAGCAGUCACCCACCGAGCUAUUGUCCAAUCCCAAUAGUAGCGAUUACAACAUAAUAGCCUAGCCAUCCACCAAUAUACGAGUAACCA